UGGCAUAAAUUAAGAGAAAUUAUGAAGGAUCCUUAAUUUAAAUAACAAAAAGAGAAACUAUAAUAAUUGUUAAAGGAAGUGAGUUUAACAAUAAAAAAUAAAAUGGGAAAUCAGCAGUAGUAUUAUCAGUAUAAUUAUUGAUUAAUUAUAUAGAUAUUAGUAAUAAUGGAAUUGGAGUGAUUUAGAUGAAUAAAGGGCAACAAGAUUAGCAGAAGUCUUAUAAUGCAAUUAAGAAUAAGCAAGAGAAUAUCUGAUGAUAUUCAAAGACCUAACAUUAGAUGAAAUUGUUAUGAUGGUAGAAAAUGAAGAAUGA
Molecule: messenger RNA, 313 nt
Organism: Paramecium sonneborni
Lineage: Eukaryota; Ciliophora; Oligohymenophorea; Peniculida; Parameciidae
Source: the annotation of a GenBank genome assembly